This is a messenger RNA of Athalia rosae (coleseed sawfly), 1051 nucleotides long. RefSeq names its product MORN repeat-containing protein 3-like. NCBI's taxonomy places the organism in Eukaryota, Metazoa, Arthropoda, Insecta, Hymenoptera, Athaliidae. The coding region runs from base 329 to 1051 and encodes 240 amino acids. The record is from RefSeq and is a predicted model, not a curated record. The transcript is spliced from 4 exons.
GCUUAACAAGUUUGUAGACGUGAUUCACACUCCGUACCAUUUUGUCAUUAAAAAUGAGAGAAUUUCAAGUUUCAUUAAACUGCUAAGAGACCGUAAAUAGAAAUCGAUUUAAAUGCCCCAAUAAAUUUAAACCUGUUCAACAAGCGCGCAUCUGGCAGGUUGUCAUGGAAAUGACGGACCCGGGCGCAUUCAAGCGCGCGAUAUUUUUUGUAUCAUUAUUUCUGUCACUUCUCGAUUAGAAUAGAAUUCUACAUUUUCAGACUACUAUUAUUCGUGGUGAAUCAUAGAAACUCAUUUCACAUGCCCUGUUAGAGUAGUCCUAAAAGUCAUGCCGUUUCUAAAACCGAGGAAAGUUUCUGUUACUGAUACUAAAUUCGAAAAAUGUAAAAGAAAUGGUUGGCGAAAAUCAAUAUUCAGCGCAAGUUGGCCGCUGAAAAGCUGUUAUAUAGGAGAUUGGAAAAAUGAUAAGAAGGACGGCAAGGGAUUUCAACUUAGCGGAACUAAAUGGCUUUACAAAGGAGAUUGGUGGAAUGGAUAUCGACACGGAUACGGAAUGUUGGGUAAAGUCCUUGAGUCUAAGGAGAUAUGGAAAUGCUAUAUAGGUGAUUGGGUGAAAGGAAAGAAGCAAGGAUUCGGAGGAUCAUGGUACAUCGAUGGCAGUUACUAUGAGGGAAAUUUUUGGCAAAAUAAUCGUCAUGGCUUUGGAAGAAUGUGGUACGGAAAUGGUGAUUUUUAUCAAGGAAUGUGGAAGAUGGACCUCCACCAUGGUGAUGGAAUGCUUGUUAAAGCUAAUGGAAACAGAUACGAGGGAUAUUUCUUUCAUGGAAAAAAACAAGGGCGAGGUAUAUAUUAUCAUAUAAACACUGGUCAAAUACAAGAAGGGUGUUGGGACAAUGAUGUAUGCGUGGUAGGUACAAUGGAAGACCUUUACUGGCGACAAUCUGCCCACCAUUCAACUUUCUAUCCCAUACCAGAAAACAAGCUUUUAGACAGUGGUGACAUCAUCGCACGUAGGGAGAACGAAGUCAUUGGCUCGCAGGCACGAGAUUAG